CAGACAGACAGACAGACAGACAGACAGACAGAAAGACAGACGAGCCCAGCAGAGACAGACAGAACACCAGACUGUAUGAUGAAGGAGCUGCAGGAGUUUGCAAACCCAGCAGGACUGGGGAACAAGGUGAACCCCAGCCCCCUCCCUCCUCAGAGGGGGCUGAAGCACAGGGGCCUGAGGGUCACCAACCCUCUGCUCCGGGAAUGUCUGGGAGAACUUCUGGGAACUUUCGUCCUGCUAAUGUUUGGCUGUUCUGCUGCGGCUCAGGUGAAGACCAGCAGAGAGACUAAAGGACAGUUCCUCUCGGUCAACAUGGCUUUCUCUGUGGGAGUGAUGUCUGCUAUGUAUCUCUGUCAGGGGAUCUCAGGAGCCCAUCUGAACCCUGCAGUGUCUCUUAGUUUCUGUGUGCUGGGCAGGGUGCCCUGGAACAGGCUGCUGCCCUACAUCCUCUGCCAACUGUUGGGUGCCUACCUGGCAUCAGGAAUAGUCUUCCUGGUCUACUACGAUGCUAUCAUGGAGUUUAGUGGGGGGGUGUUGACUGUGUACGGCCCAAACGAGACAGCAUCUAUCUUCGCUACAUAUCCCUCAGACACCUUAUCACUGGGCAACAGCUUCCUGGAUCAGGUGGUGGGCACAGCCAUGCUGAUGCUUUGCAUACUCCCAUUGGGCGAACAAAGGAAUACUCCCGCCCCCCCAGAUCUGAUUCCACCUAUCGUGGCAGUGAUUGUCUUGGGGAUUGCCAUGUCCAUGUCGGCCAAUUGUGGCGGAGCGAUCAACCCCGCCCGAGACUUGGGGCCACGCCUCUUUACGCUGUCGGCAGGCUGGGGCACAGAGGUGUUCACGUGCUACAACUAUUGGUUCUGGGUGCCUCUGGUGGCCCCCUUGCUUGGGGGCUUGGUGGGCACCCUGUUCUACCUGAUCUUCAUAGACUGGCACCUGCCCGACCCCGACAGCCCUGGCCCCGCGGCCCCGCUGCCCCCUGGACCCCCGGCCCCCUACGAGACCUGGAAGGAGUCCCCAUACCCAGGGAAGUACAGGAUGGACCUGAGAGGGACCAAGUUCUAGAGCAGACCUGGGCAUUGUACAUAUCCUGUCCCAGUCCGGCCAGCUUGAGGUAAUUCAAAAAUUAAAAAUAAAUGUACUGAGUGGUUGGAAAUCUGUAGUCCUGAAAGACUACAGUGUCAGGCGAUUUACGUAUGUGCACUUACCCAGCCUCACCGACAGGAGACACUGAGUUAGCUGUUGGUUAGCCCUCGAAAAUGUCGGCUCAUGGUAAAAAACGAAAGGUUGAUACAGUAUGUAGAGUUUUAACAAGACAUGGACUCCUAAGUAUCUGUUUACGGAAGUUGAAGGCAAACCUGUGUGCUUAGUUCGUGGACAACAGGACGCUGUGUUGAAGGAUUACAAUUUGAUUCGGCACUACGGGACUAAACACGCGGACAAAUACAAGAACUUGACUGAUGCAGAGUGGGCGCGGGCCGCUGAUGGUUUGCUAGUUAAGCUGCAGACCCUGAUGAUCAGCUGUCCUUCUCAUAUCUACCUCAGACGUUCAACCAGACUUCAAUGCGCUUGUUCAAGCCCAAGACAGACUGGAUUUUUUCCCAUUGAAUAAGAAAAAACUGAACUGAACUGGAAAACAUCAAAAGCACUUAUUGUAAAUGACUUCACAAUGUUGCAAAUGUUUUAUGUGCUUUGUUUCCUGUUUUCCCCCGUUUUAUAUGGUAUUUACUUUUAUUUUGAAAUGAUUGUGCAACAAGCUGCUGCUAGGUGAUGUGAUCGGACGUACCUGCAGAAGAAGUUUGGAAGGAUUGCGCACUCACGUGUAGCUCACAGAAUAUUUAAAUUGAAUAAAUACGGAGAUAAGUUAAAGUUAAUUAAUUAGCAGUACAAUAUAUAAGGAUAGUUAGCAACUGGUUGAUGAGGGAACAAGGUUUGUUUGAUUAAUAUGUUUAAGUUUAAGUUGUUCAUGUUUGUAAUUUGCUAUACGGUAAUGGUGAUUGCUAAUUAGCUACUGAUAACGUGUGUCGUGUUUGUUCGCAAGCGAAAAAAGGUUUAUUGAAUUGUAAUUGAAGCACAUCAUG
This is a messenger RNA of Hypomesus transpacificus, 2081 nucleotides long. It is a transcript of the gene aqp10a, whose product is annotated as aquaporin 10a. The transcript is spliced from 6 exons. The record is from RefSeq and is a predicted model, not a curated record. Gene Ontology annotation, molecular function: urea transmembrane transporter activity; glycerol channel activity; water channel activity. Gene Ontology annotation, biological process: glycerol transmembrane transport; water transport. Lineage: Eukaryota; Metazoa; Chordata; Actinopteri; Osmeriformes; Osmeridae. Gene Ontology annotation, cellular component: basolateral plasma membrane; plasma membrane. The coding region runs from base 76 to 1065 and encodes 329 amino acids.